AUGGAAGCACCCGGAUUCUCGACGGCCGCUAGGCCCCAAGAAGUUUCAGCAGCUGAAGGUGCAGGCUUACCUAGUUCCGGCCUCUCAGCUCACCAAGCUCUCACCCAAGCAGCCGGGAUCAAGCUUGACGGAACUGGCCAGCUCAAGAACAUACUGAUCACUGGUGCCUCUGGUGGCGUCGGUCACUAUGUAGUCCAACUAGCCAAGCUUGGAAACACUCAUGUUACCGCCACUUGUGGAGCUUGUAACAUUGACAUUGUCAGGAGCUUAGGAGCAGAUGAGGUUCUUGACUACAAGACCCCAGAUGGGACGGCUCUCAAGAGCUCAUCUGAUUGGAAAUAUGAUUUUGUGAUUCACUGUGCAUCAGCAGGCAUUCCAUGGUCAACUUUUGAGCCGAAUUUGAGUGCGAAUGGGAAGGUUAUAGACCUUACUUGUGCUCUACAAAGACCCACCUUUUCGAAGAAGCAGCUGGUGCCGAUGAUCAUAAAUCUGAAACGUGAGAACCUGGAGUAUCUUGUUGAGUUGAUGAAGGAAGGAAAGCUCAAGACGGUGAUCGACUCUAAGCAUCAUCUGAGCAAGGCUGAAUAUGCUUGGGCUAGGAGAACUGAUGGCUAUGCUAAUGGGAAGAUCAUUGUGGAGAUUUAAUCACACAAAAUAUCUUGGGAUUUUAUAAAAUUCAUGUGCAACAGAAUAAUGUUUGGUGAUUUAUGUAUGCGUGGGUAAUUUUUUUUUUUUUGACACAAAAUCAUUAUGGAGAUUUAAUGGAAAGAUCGUUCGGGAAAUUUUGAUAACUAGCCAGAUUUUUGUAAGUUCUUAUCGUUGUACCACGAAAUGAUUUUUAGCCUAUCUUUUGCAAUUCUCACAAAUUUAACCAG
Molecule: messenger RNA, 875 nt
Organism: Malus domestica (apple)
Lineage: Eukaryota; Viridiplantae; Streptophyta; Magnoliopsida; Rosales; Rosaceae
Product: chloroplast envelope quinone oxidoreductase homolog
Source: RefSeq, a predicted model, not a curated record